This is a messenger RNA of Hipposideros armiger (great roundleaf bat), 3128 nucleotides long. RefSeq names its product interleukin 1 receptor accessory protein (gene IL1RAP). The transcript is spliced from 11 exons. Gene Ontology annotation, molecular function: interleukin-1 receptor activity. Gene Ontology annotation, biological process: signal transduction. The record is from RefSeq and is a predicted model, not a curated record. The coding region runs from base 127 to 1839 and encodes 570 amino acids. NCBI's taxonomy places the organism in Eukaryota, Metazoa, Chordata, Mammalia, Chiroptera, Hipposideridae.
AGAGGGAAACCUAAAUAAAACAAAUCAGGACAGAAAUUUCUCAGGGCUCUAAGGGAGAUACAACUAGCUGCCCAGAGUUUUUAGAAAAGGCGUACUUCACUUCUCGUCAGCAGCAAGGUUGACAAGAUGGGACUUCUAUGGUGUGUAAUGAGUCUCUACUUCUAUGGGAUCCUGCAAAGCGAUGCUUCAGAGCGCUGUGAUGACUGGGGACUAGAUACCAUGAGGCAGAUCCAAGUGUUUGAAGAUGAGCCAGCUCGCAUCAAGUGCCCACUCUUUGAACACUUCUUGAAAUAUAACUACAGUACAGCCCAUUCCGCGGGCCUCACUCUGAUCUGGUACUGGACUAGGCAGGACCGGGACCUUGAGGAACCAAUUAACUUCCGCCUCCCUGAGAACCGCAUUAGUAAGGAGAAAGAUGUGCUCUGGUUCCGGCCCACCCUCCUUAAUGACACUGGCAACUAUACCUGCAUGUUAAGGAACACCACAUAUUGCAGCAAAGUUGCAUUUCCUCUGGAAGUUGUUCAAAAAGAUAGCUGCUUCAAUUCUCCCAUGAAACCACCAGUGCAUAGACUAUAUCUUGAAAUUGCUGUUCAGAAGAUCACUUGUCCAAAUGUAGAUGGAUUUUUUCCUUCCAGUGUCAAACCAACCGUCACUUGGUAUAUGGGCUGUCAGAAAAUACACAACUUUAAUAAUGUGAUGCCUGAAGACAUGGACUUGAAUUUUUACUUAGCCAUGGUUUCAAAUAACGCAGAGUAUACAUGUGUUGUUACGUAUCCAGAAAAUGGGCGUACAUUCCAUCUCACCAGGACUCUGACGGUAAAGGUGGUAGGUGCUCCAAAAGAUGCAUUGCCACCCCAGAUCCAUUCACCCAAUGAUCUUGUGAUCUAUGAGAAAGAACUAGGAGAGGAGCUACUUCUUCCCUGUCAAGUCUUUUUUACUUUCCUGAAGGACUCUCGCAAUGAGGUUUGGUGGACCAUUGAUGGAAAAAAGCCGGACGACACCACUAUUGACCUAACGGUUAAUGAAAGUGUCAGCCAGACUAAAACAGAAGAUGAAACAAGGACUCAGAUUCUGAGCAUCAAGAAAGUUACUGCAGAGGAUCUCAAGCGCAACUACGUCUGUCAUGCUAGAAAUGCCAAAGGGGAGGUUGAGAAGCCAGCCAAGGUGAAACAGAAAGUGGUAGCUCCAAGAUACACAGUGGAACUGGCAUGUGGUUUUGGGGUCACAGUCCUGCUGGUGGUGAUUCUUAUUGUCGUUUACCAUGUUUACUGGCUGGAGAUGGUCCUAUUUUACCGGGCUCAUUUUGGAACAGAUGAAACCAUUUUAGACGGGAAGGAAUAUGAUAUUUAUGUAUCCUAUGCAAGGAAUGCUGAAGAAGAAGAAUUUGUAUUACUGACACUCCGUGGAGUUUUGGAAAAUGAAUUUGGAUACAAACUGUGCAUCUUUGACCGGGACAGUCUGCCUGGGGGAAUUGUCACAGACGAAACCUUGAGCUUCAUUCAGAAAAGCAGACGCCUCCUGGUUGUCCUAAGCCCCAACUACGUGCUCCAGGGAACCCAAGCCCUCCUGGAGCUCAAGGCUGGCCUAGAAAACAUGGCCUCUCGGGGAAACAUCAACGUCAUUUUAGUGCAGUACAAAGCGGUGAAGGAGACGAAGGUGAAAGAGCUGAAGAGGGCUAAGACGGUGCUCACGGUCAUUAAAUGGAAAGGGGAGAAAUCCAAGUAUCCCCAGGGCAGGUUCUGGAAGCAGCUGCAGGUGGCCAUGCCAGUGAAGAAAAGUUCCAGGUGGUCUAGAAGUGGCGAGCAGGGCCUCUCCUAUUCAUCCUUGAAAAAUGUAUGAAAGGGACAAUGAAAGGGGUCAUAAGAUCCAAGGGUACUCCAGGGAGGAAGAAUUCCCCCUUUACACCCAAUUUAUUGUUUCACGGACAGAAAACAAUUCUAUGGAAGCCUCCCCACAGAGAGAAAUUCAGGGUGACCGCAUGACUGGUUGUUCUGCUUCUUCAGGCAAUACUAAGGUUUAGAAUGAUAGUGCCACCAGUCUGUCACCCAUCUCUGAUGUCAGUGGCCUUUGCAGGCAAAGACUUGAUUGACGUGAAUUUUGCCACCUUCACCCUCUGUCCAUGUUCCUACAUGUCUCUAUUCUCUAUGCUCUCUCCUAUCUCUCUCUCUCAUAAUUUUAACAUUAUGGGGAAGACUUGCUGUGGAUUGAAAGACCCAUAGUCAUCUGUUAAAGAUAAGUCAUCUGUUAACAUGGUUAGUAUGAGUUUCCAGGUAUAGUUUUCUUUUUCUUUUAUUAUUACUCAUCUUAAAAAUAUAAUCAGGAUCUAAGUUUAUUUUAGCCGAGGACAAUGACCUAAAUUUAUUUUAGCUGAGCUCUUUCUCUUAUUCUGCUGUAUAACACACCAUCACAGCAAGCCUGACACCCACUUAGGGUGGUACAGAGCAGUAUUACUGUAAGUGUUUCUUCUAAUUGAUUUAAAGGACUUGCCUGCAUUUUCUCCUACUAUACCCUGUCUCAGGUAAUUGAUGUCAUAUUUGUCAACUUGAAAAAUGUAUCAUAAUGUUUUUAUUAUGGGAAACUUCUGAAUAUCUAUAGGUCAACUCACAUUUAUCACUCCAUCUUCUAUCUACUGUACCUUGUUUGUAUCGGUAAUUCAGAGUUUACAUUCAUUGGCUCCACACUCGGUUCAGUCUGAUGGGAAACUUCUCCUAAUGGUGCUAAUAGAGAAAUAACAGCAGAAUGCUGUUAGAGCCUUUCCUGGCUUAUGACAAAAGCGCAGAACAGGGUGUCUGGCAAUUUGUCUUUUAAUCUCAGCCUUGCUAAUGUGAAUAUUAGGACAGUGAUUUCUCCUCGCUUGUUUCUGUCUCCCCCAUUGUAAAGUGUGGAAGUUAGACUCUGACCAUGAAAGCUGCUUUUAGCAUUAAUAUUCAAGAGAAUUAACUGGACCCCUAGCAUUUUCCCUGUUUUAUUCACUGGUACAGUUAAUGCACUCACGCCAAACAAGUCGGCUGAAAAGUCAGUGUCAAUGUAACUUGUUUUAGUUUGUUUUAAAUAACACACUACUGUUCUUAAGAUUUGAAAAAGUGAAAACUAAAUCCAGAGUUUACAGAGUGAUGAAUAUCUAUAUU